Engraulis encrasicolus (European anchovy) is the source of this 1864-nucleotide messenger RNA. Its product is annotated as cytochrome P450 3A30-like. Gene Ontology annotation, molecular function: iron ion binding; steroid hydroxylase activity; oxidoreductase activity, acting on paired donors, with incorporation or reduction of molecular oxygen. Bases 256 to 1797 code for a protein of 513 amino acids. The record is from RefSeq and is a predicted model, not a curated record. The transcript has 13 exons. Lineage: Eukaryota; Metazoa; Chordata; Actinopteri; Clupeiformes; Engraulidae.
GUGUCAUCAUCAUAUCACAUGAUUUCUCUACUAUUGUUAUUGUAUUUAAAGUGUCAAUCAUUCACCAGGCUCCUUUAGAUUCUUGGAGAGUAACUAGUGACACGGCAGUGCUGCUGCGGCGCGGUACUCGGCAACACCAAUCUGUGCACACUCGGAACAAGCAAACAAACACCGGGGCAUCUGGGAAACGGGUCAUCUGAGGAAAGAGGGAAGUUAUUUUGUGUGUUGUUUGUUUUUUUGUUUUAGUUCUGCACGAUGUUGAGCUAUCUGCCCUUCCUGUCGCCCACGACAUGGACGCUGAUUCUACUGCUGGUCGGCCUGCUUGUUGUGUAUGGAUACUGGCCCUAUGGCAUAUUCAAGACGUUGGGGGUCCCAGGCCCAAAGCCUGUGCUGUUCUUUGGGAACAUGCUCAACUACAAAAAGGGCUUCCACAAUUUUGACCAGGAUUGCUUCAAGAAGUACGGCAAGAUGUGGGGGAUUUAUGAUGGGAGGCAAGCUGUUCUUAGCAUCAUGGACUCAGAGCUGAUCAAAACCAUCCUUGUUAAGGAGUGCUACUCCAUUUUCACCAACAGACGGAAUUUCCGUCUGAAUGGUCCCAUGUAUGAUGCCGUGUCAAUUGCAGAGGAUGAGGACUGGAGGAGGAUUCGUAGUGUGUUGUCUCCCUCUUUCACCAGCGGACGCCUGAAGGAGAUGUUUGCCAUCAUGAAGACUCACUCCGCCAACCUUGUGAGCAGCAUGAAGAAGGAUGCAGACCAGGCCAAACCCUCCGACACCAAGGAGUAUUUUGGCGCGUACAGCAUGGACACCGUGGCCAGCACAGCCUUCAGUGUGGACAUUGACUCCCUCAACAACCCCAAAGAUCCCUUCGUCUCCAACAUCAAGAAGAUGCUCAAGUUCGACCUGCUCAACCCCCUCUUCGUGAUUAUCGCUUUCUUCCCCUUCAUGGCUCCUAUCUUCGAGAAGCUGGGGUUUGCCUUCUUUCCCACCUCUGUGACGGACUUCUUCUAUAAGUCACUGCAGGCCAUUAAGAACCAGAGGCAAGCCAGCACCCAAAAGAGACGAGUGGACCUCCUGCAACUCAUGAUGGACUCUCAGACUCAGGACGAAAACGAAUCUGGCAAUGACAACAGCAUUCACAGAGGACUGAGCGACCAUGAGAUUCUAUCCCAGUCAAUGUUUUUCCUCUUUGCGGGCUACGAGACCAGCAGCUCCACCAUGAACUUCCUCUUCUACAACCUGGCCACACACCCAGAGACCCUCAAGAAACUCCACGAGGAGAUUGACCAGGUCUUCCCAGACAAGGCUGAUGUCCAGUACGACCCCCUGAUGCACAUGGAGUAUCUGGACUGUGCCCUGAACGAGACGCUGCGUCUCUACCCUCCCGCCCCGCGCACGGAUAGGGUCUGCAAGAAGACGGUGGACAUCAACGGCGUGCUCAUCCCCAAGGACAUGGUCGUCAUGGUACCCAUCUACGCCCUCCACAGAGACCCAGAGAUCUGGCCCGAGCCAGAGGUCUUCAAACCAGAGAGGUUCAGCAAGGAAAACAAGGACAACAUUGACCCCUACACGUUCAUGCCGUUCGGCCUCGGACCCAGGAACUGUAUUGGGAUGCGUUUCGCUCUGGUCAGCAUGAAGCUCGGCAUCGUGCAGCUACUGCAGAGAUUCACCAUUGCCACCUGCGCAGAGACAGAGAUCCCAUUGGAGUUGGACACGAUGGGCCUGUUGGCCCCGAAGAGACCCAUUAAACUGCAGCUGAUUCCCAGAUCAGCUGGAACCCAGCCCAGCCCCAGAGGAUGAACACCCACACCAUCCAUCCACCCAUCCAUCCAUCCAUCCAUCCACCCACACCAUCCAUCCAUCCAUC